This is a messenger RNA of Sesamum indicum (sesame), 799 nucleotides long. Its product is annotated as PRKR-interacting protein. Lineage: Eukaryota; Viridiplantae; Streptophyta; Magnoliopsida; Lamiales; Pedaliaceae. Gene Ontology annotation, cellular component: nucleolus. The record is from RefSeq and is a predicted model, not a curated record. Gene Ontology annotation, molecular function: protein kinase binding; protein kinase inhibitor activity; double-stranded RNA binding. Gene Ontology annotation, biological process: negative regulation of protein kinase activity.
UUCUUCUUCUUCAUCUACCGCCCUAGUAGAGUACAAGCCGCCUGCUGCCAACCCCGAGGACGAGGACCUCGAGAUUAAGCUCCGACGAAUUAUUGAAUGUGUUCCAGUUCGCGUUAGCAACACCUCUGGCAGUUCUGCCGGGUCGGGUUCCGGUGACUUUCAUCAGUAUCGUCAAAUGAGACGGAAAGAACAAGAUAGGCUUGCAAGGAUGGAUGCUGACUACCAGAAAAGGAAAGAAAUAGCUGAAUUCAACCAGAGAAGGGAAGAGAGAUUAAAAGCUGCGGAGGAGCGGACAGCAAAAAAGCGCUCAAAACGUCAGAAGAAAAAGCAGAGGAAGAAAGAAAAAAAGAGCAAACCAUCUACAGGUGGUGAUGAGCAUCAGAAGGAACAAUCGUCAGAUGAGGAUGGAGACUCAGAUAAUGGGGAAACUUAGAGGCGAUUGAGUAUCAUCUUGUGCUCAUAUCCGGAAUCUCUGUGUAGUUGCUUGGAAUUAAAAGUGGGCUAUUGGCACUUUUCUCUUUGCACGAACAAUGAUCAAGGAAAUUAACUAGUGUUUGGUUUAGAAUCAUUAUCAUCCCUGUCAAUUGGCAAAUACAUUAUCUUGUAGCUUUGCAUAAUCUUGUAUUCAGAAACUCCAACACUGUAGUCUUUUAUGUUUGUAGUGCUCCAGCUCUAACGGUAUGUUUUGAAUUGAAUUGAACAUGACACAGUAAAUGUAAUACACUGGCAAGCUGGUUUCAGAUGCCUACUGAAUUCUUGUUAAGAAUUCCUUUUUCAGGUAAUAGAGUGGUCGCAUCAA